UCGCAGAGAUCAAAGGCGCGGCUUGACCCGGUGUCAGAUGUCCGGAGCCGCGGUCUCCCGUUUGCAGAGCGGCACUGCGCGUCCUGGACACCCCCGCGGAGCUUCAGCGCGCCACCGGCCGAACACAUGACCACGAACACGAGGACGAGGGGUCGCGCUCGGACUAACGCUUCACUUAUCUCCCCCAAAAAAGGAACUCCACAACUCCCGGGACAGAGGUUUAGCAGCGGCGAACCGUGUGACUGCCGCGCGCCCGUGGGGACUAGUUUCGCUUCCCCGCUACUUCGGUAUGCCGCUUGUUUACCGCGCAGUUUGAUGUUGUAAUCUACGCAAAACACUGUUAAUAUUUUUAGAAAGUAGCACAACGUUGCUGCUAUUUACUGAACAACCGAAAUUUACUCUUUAUGUAAAAUAGUUUCGCUUCUCUUUUCUUUACGCCGCCUGUUUACGUCCUAGUUUGACGUUCCAAAGUUGAUCUGCGCGUCUUUUUUUUAAACGUAUGUAUUAAAUUUAACACUGCAUCGCUAUUUUUUACAUGUCAACCAACACUGAAUUUGUUUUGGGUAGUUUAUUUUCACAUUAAAGCGUUGACGCACACUCGGACGUAGAAUGCACCGCACGCGUCUCCGCUGAUGCCCCUGCCGCACUAUCCCGCCGGACCAUGAUCGGCUCCCCGGACUUGCUGGCCUUCUCCGGGGCAGAGGGCUUCGCGGAGGGUUCGGAGGAGGACCUGGAGGCUGCGAGUCUGCCCGAGGAGCUGUCUGUCCCGCUGAUCGGCCCGGACAACCCCUGGAGCUCCUGCGCACGCUUCAACCGAGACUUCAUCCUGGUGGCCGAGUUCUCCGAGCAGGUUGGCCCGUCUCCUGUGCUCACCAUCCCGGACGACCCCAGCGUCAUGGGCUCUUUUGACCUGAACCACUUCUCUGUGCGCAUCAUGUCCGUGGACUACCAAGCGUCCGGCCCCGCUCCGGCCCUGCCCUCGGGUCCCGGCCCCAGGCUAAACUUCAGCGAGGACUCCCGCGUGGUGCUGGGGGACUCGGCCGAGGACGCCUACGCCUACGUCCACCACGUGACCCUGCUGGACCUGGAGGCGCGGGGGAUGGUGAGGCCCUUCUGCAUGGCCUAUGUGUGCUCGGACCAGUCCAAGCUCAUGGACAACUUCUCCGAGCUGUCCAGCGCCUUCUCCAGGGCCUCGGACAGUCUGAAGACGGGCAACAGACAGGCCUUCUCCAUGGAGCUGCAAAGGAAACUCCAGGACCUCGACUAUAGACAGGAGGUGGCGCUGUCCCCGGGCCCCGCGGGGAACCAUCCCACCGGGGAACCCACGGAGCUGGAGGCCGUGGAGCUGUCCAUCCACACCCACCGCGAGCUCCUCCGCCAGGUCACCUCCUACCCCAACAGGAAGCUCAAGCACCCCGACUUCCUGGACCCCUGCCGACGACCCCGCGACCUCCUCCCCGGACCCUGACCCCCGACCUCUGACUCGCCCUCCGCCGCGUCCAGACCCUCCCGGAAGCAGCCCACCCCUACGCGUCCACAGCAGCAGCUCAAGACCCUCCCGGAGCUGAACUUCCUGGAGCUGAGGCUGGCGGACACGGAGACGAGGCUGCGCGGGGACCGGGGCGCGCUCAGGACCUCGUCUGUCAUUGGCUCGCUCUCCAGGGGACUGGCGCUCACCCACUUCCUGUUUGAGCUGUGGGUGAGCGAGGACGCGGAGGACGACGAGGAGGAGGGGGAGGAGAAGAGCAAUGCCACAGCUCGGUUCAGCUCCGAGGCCCCUGACACAGACCCUCUCAGCCUGGAGUCCUUCUUCUCCUGCGUGGAGGAGAUCCCCAUAAAGAUGGAGGUUGAGAAUAGACGCACGCUGACCCCUGACCCCGCUGUUUCCAUGGAGAUGGCCGGGAGCGUGAGCAGUAGCGACAGCAUCGAGGUGCUGGGGACAGAGAGAUCCUUCCGUACACAGCAGAGCAUCAACAGCUGUGAAGGCAAAGAGCCUCCAGGCCUGAUGUGGGAGCCCUCAUCCAAGCGCAUUCCUGUAGACGCAGCCGUGAGGCGGGUCAGAGCGUACGCCCGCAGAGCCAACAGCGAGGACAGCAUCGAGGUCCUGAGCAUCACAGACUCCAUCAUCCCCGAGGACCUGAGUGCCAUCACCGAGGAGGCCGAGCAUUCCCCUCUGCCCAAUGGAGAGCUGCUCUGUGGGGUACUCCCUGAGCCCCUGUCAGAGCCCCUGUCAGAGCCCCUGUCAGAGCCCCUGUCAGAGCCGCCAGAACAGCCUGUGGUCCGGCUAAAGAACACCCCUGUGCAGGAGGAGCAUGGGACAGCAACAACAGAUCCUCCUCUGGACCCCUCAGACUGGCCUGUCCCCGGUGCUCUGUCCCUGGUGCAGUCCCUCCAUGUCCCCUCCCUGUCGGUGGUCUCCCGCUGGUCCCAGAGCGCCACUCCGGCCCGGCUGCUCAGCCUCGACGAGCGCUCGGACUGCACCAGCGCCACAGGCUCCUCUGACCCCCCUCCCCCCGGGCUGUCCUCCGCGCAGGGCCUGAGGAGGAGGCUGAGGAGGCGCAGGAAGGCGGGUCUGCGGGCGCUGCGCUUCCUCAAACAGCACUCCUUCUGCCAACACACGCUCUACUGCCUGCUGUCGGGGCGCCCCCUGGUGGUGCUGGGGGGAGAGGAGGCCCUGGUGAGAAAGGUGGUGGACGGCUUGAAGCUGUUUGUGCCCGCGCCCGGUCCGGACGAGUGCGCCAUCCUGCCCAGUCUGACCAGCCCUCUGCAGCUCACCGACCUGCUCACCCGGAGGCUCAUCGGCAUACACAGGACAUCGGGCAGUGCCUGUGCUGGGGUGCUGGCGUCUCUGAGCCACUACAGUCGUUACCUGUCAGUCAUGGACCUGGACCAGAGGAGCCUGAGGGCCCCGGCCUAUUCGGGCGCUCUGAUUGGCCGCCUGGCAGAACCACAGUGUGGCUUCAGUAAAGGUCUGACGUACCUGAUGCACCUGGAGAGUGAACUGAGCGCACUCCAGAACAAGGCUCUGCUCUACGCCUUCUGUCCUCCCUACAGACAGCGCCCCCUCCUGACAGACUGUGACCGCAGAGUACUGCACUUCCUGUCUGACCUCAUGGCCCAGCACCAUGCCGCCCGUGGCCCCCCUGUGUUGGCCUUCAGCUACUGCUCCACUCAGCUGCACAGGAACACUGCUGCCCCCUAGAGCCCGAUUUUACACCUUUUAAAUGUGAUAAUAUAUAUGUGUUCAUUAAAGUCUAAAGGUUCACUUGGUGUGAUGAGUGAAUCUCACAGCAACGACAGGGUUUAUUCUGCACUGCUCAAAUGUUUUUAAACUGACCAUCUUCACUUCAACAGCUCAGAGACUCAAGAUGAGCCACUCAGUGUGAAGUCAGAUUGUGUCCUUUAAUCCCUCUGAUCUGAGGGUUUAUUGUGUUCUGUUGCACGUAAGAAACAUUUGACCCUGAAACAUUCUCAGGGUUUAGCAAAACUAACUCACACUGACUUCUAGUGACUGUAGAUGUAGGUUUUUACUCAGUGUUUUAAGAUGUGAUUAUGCACCAGCGAGAUGUUGUGCAGACAGGAGCCAGUCUCACUCUACUGCUGCAGGCUCGUCAUCAAACUACUUCAAAAUGCUGUUCAAUAAUACACUUUGCACCUUUUUUUUUUUUAGAGAACACACUUUUUAUUUAAGUGUUGCAUCACAAGCCUUCAAACGGUCAGCAAACAAACGGUCAGCAAACAAACUCUCCAACCAAAUAAAAAUAAACUUAACCAAAUAAAAAUAAACUUAAGAUAACAUUACACUGACCCACUUUGGGUGUUUAGCAGAACUGAUUAAAGUGACUCAAACAGGAACAGGAAGUCCUAUAGCAGCAGGGCUAGAGGUGAGCAGGCCUCCUCUCUGGAGACCACUGCUGGACAUCUGUGGGCAAAGCAGACAUCAUUUAUGUCAAUAAUCUGAAUAAAGUAGGUGUACACAAAUAUGCCAAAAGGUUAUAUUUCAGGUUUAUCAUUAUUCAUGUACAACAAUAGGCAAAAAAAAUAUAAAAAAUACUUGAAAGGAAAUCUGUUGAGAUAAAAAGGGCUAAGAGCUGGUGAGCAAUAUCCUUUGAGAAGUUUUAGUUAAAAAAGCUAUGCACUGUACGUAUGACAGCAAAAAUACUCAAACACUAUGCCAAGAUUGUGAACUUAACUGCAAACUGUAUUUAAAAUGAAGUCAAAAAAUGAUUGACUCUGCUCCUCUAAGUUUUAAUGGCCCCACUCGGGGAUAAAUAAAGUGACUGAAAUGAAAUCUCGUCUCAUUUGGUUCAGUUUUAGUGAGAAACAUUACUACUAUGACAGAUUUUAGACACUGACAUAAAGGAUCUUUAUGUAUGAGUUUGCAUUUUAUAUUGCAGAAGAAUGGCCUGUGCCCCAUGUAUGAGGUAUACAGGUUCAAAACAAAGAACUGUUAUUGAUAACUUUUGUAAUUAAGAAUAAAUCGGCAUUAGAAUAGUUAUGUCCAAUUUACUUGGCUAUCAGUUGACAGUCCAGUGUUUGUGUACAGCACUUUGGCCAGCUGUAAAGUUUUAAAAGUGCUUUAUAAAUAAAAUUGUAUGGUAUCAGUUGGAAUGCUGAACUCCAGCACUGAAA
Boleophthalmus pectinirostris (great blue-spotted mudskipper) is the source of this 4632-nucleotide messenger RNA. RefSeq names its product Smith-Magenis syndrome chromosome region, candidate 8b (gene smcr8b). Gene Ontology annotation, molecular function: GTPase activator activity. Gene Ontology annotation, cellular component: guanyl-nucleotide exchange factor complex. The record is from RefSeq and is a predicted model, not a curated record. Lineage: Eukaryota; Metazoa; Chordata; Actinopteri; Gobiiformes; Gobiidae.